CAAUUCUCAUCCUUAGAACUUUCUAGGCCAUUUUCCACUCUCAGUUUCUGACUUUCUGUCACUCUAUGCUCAUGGAACACUCUAGACAGUUGACCCAUUGACCCAUUUCGCUUCCUCUCUCUCCGGUAUAUGAAUGCUUAUCUCCAUCUCCUCUCGUGAUUCUACUGCGUUCAGAGAUCGGUCAUGGAUGACGAUUUCGACUUCCCGAUGUCCAGCGACGACGUUGCCGAUGACAUGGCCGCGGAUGAUGUUCCGGACGACAACCCAAUUCUCAAGGUUGGGGAGGAGAAGCCGCUUGGGAAGACUGGGAUCAAGAAGAAGCUUCUCAGGGAAGGUGAAGGUUGGGAGAAUCCUAACGUUGGAGACGAAGUAGAAGUUCAUUAUGUGGGAAGGUUGCUUGAUGGAACACAGUUCGAUUCGAGCCUUGACAGGGGCACCCCAUUCAAGUUUAAACUUGGUGAAGGCCAUGUAAUUAAAGGAUGGGAUGAAGGCAUCAAGACAAUGAAGAAAGUAGAGAAAGCUCUCUUGACCAUACCCCCAGAGCUUGCCUAUGGUGAGUCCGGGUCGCCUCCAGAUAUACCUCCCAAUGCCACUCUGCAGUUUGAAGUGGAGUUGCUCUCUUGGAUUAGUGUUAAGGACAUAUGCAAGGAUGGUGGGAUAUUUAAAAAGAUCCUUACUAAAGGAGAGGGGUGGCAAAAUCCCAAAGAUAUUGAUGAAGUGUUUGUCAAAUAUGAGGCACUGCUUGAAGAUGGGGCAUUUGUCUCAAAAUCUGAUGGAGUAGAAUUCACUGUUAAAGAUGGCUAUUUUUGCCCUGCUUUGGCAAAAGCUGUUAAAACAAUGAAGAAGGGAGAAAAAGUCCUGUUGACUGUAAAGCCUCAAUAUGCAUUUAGAGAAAUGGGCAGGCAAGCCACUGCUGAGGAGAAUGGUGUGCCACCAAAUGCUUCCCUUAAAAUAAAUCUAGAAUUGAUCUCUUGGAAAAUUGUUUCUGAAGUGACAAAAGACAAGAAAGUAAUAAAAAAAAUUCUGAAGGAAGGAGAACGGUAUGAACAUCCUAAUGAUUGUGCAGUCGUAAAAGUGAAACUGACGGGGAAGUUGCAAGAUGGAACUAUUUUUGUUAAAAAGGGGAGCGAUGAGGAACCAUUUGAAUUCAAAGUUGAUGAAGACCAAGUUAUUGAUGGACUUGACAAAGCUGUAAAAACAAUGAAGAAUGGAGAAAUUGCACUUAUAACCAUUCAACCAGAAUAUGCAUUUGGUCAGUCUGAUUCUCCACAAGAGUUGGCCACAGUUCCUGGUAAUUCAAUAGUGUACUAUGAGAUUGAGAUGGUGUCAUUUGUAAAGGAUAAGGAUUCUUGGGACAUGAGCAAUACUCAGGAGAAAAUUGAAGCUGCUAGAAUGAAAAAGGAACAAGGAAAUUCAUGGUUUAAGGCUGGAAAAUAUGAGAGAGCAUCCAAAAGAUAUGAGAAGGCUGCAAGUUUCAUUGAAUAUGAUUCUUCAUUCAAUGAUGAAGAGAAACAACAAACUAAGGUGCUGAAAGUCGCUUGUAAACUGAACAAUGCCGCAUGUAAGCUAAAGCUAAAAGACUAUGAAAAUGCUAUGACACUUUGUACUGAAGUCUUAGAGAUCGACCCUAGAAAUGUGAAAGCCCUGUACAGAAGGGCCCAAGCAUACAUGCACCUUGUUGAAUUGGAUUUGGCAGAACUUGAUAUUAAGAAGGCACUAGAAAUUGAUCCAGAUAACAGGGAUGUCAAAUUAGAGUAUAAAGUCUUGAAAGAUAAAAUUAAGGAAUAUGACAAGAAGGAUGCACAGUUCUAUGGCAACAUUAUUGCAAAGAUGAGCAAAUUGGAGGAAGGAGAAAGUGCAACUGGAAAUGCAGAUGGAUCUCCAAAAGGAACCUUCAAAUCUAGAGCAUUAUCCAGUGUUCAGGGGAAGGCAAGGUCUUGCUGGGAUGGCUUAGUAUCGGCCAUUAGGGCGGGCCUCAGGCGCUUUUCUACCCAAGCAGCUGCAACUGGGGUAUCUGAAUCUCGCAAGAACAAAUAGAAUUGCGUGCAGAACUGACUAGAAGUGUAAGUUCCAUGGAUUUUUAAGAUCAACCCUUACUGAGUUUGGUGUAAAGAUUGCCAGACUUUGAUGAUAAUAAAAAUUCCUUGUUUUUGGUGUAAA
This is a messenger RNA of Ipomoea nil (Japanese morning glory), 2160 nucleotides long. Its product is annotated as 70 kDa peptidyl-prolyl isomerase-like. The record is from RefSeq and is a predicted model, not a curated record. NCBI's taxonomy places the organism in Eukaryota, Viridiplantae, Streptophyta, Magnoliopsida, Solanales, Convolvulaceae. The transcript has 13 exons. The coding region runs from base 184 to 2037 and encodes 617 amino acids. Gene Ontology annotation, molecular function: peptidyl-prolyl cis-trans isomerase activity; protein binding.